AUGCCGGACACAAAGCAGCCUUACAAACGCCACAAAUUCAAGUUCAACGAUGAGUUCAAGGUAGUCGUCGGCGCCGACGUCUGUGUCGACACGCAGAGCUAUAAUGUCCCGAAGAACGUCCUCGUCAAGUCUAGCGACUUCCUCCGCAAAGCUUGCAAUAAGGAGUGGGCGGAGGGACAGACCAAGGUCGUCCACCUGCCUGAAGCCAAACCAAAGCCGUUCGAAAUCUACUUGCAGUACCUGUACAGUGGCGAUGUCGUCCUAGCCGAAGAGAUCAAGUUCCCAGCCGCAGGAGACAAGUCCGAAGAAGCCCGCGAAGACGUUACGAAAGCGCAGGUCUUGGUAAUCGACUCCUACAUCUUGGCAGACAUGCUGCUCGACAUCGAUGCCAAGAAUGCUCUCGUCGACCAACUCGUCUUUCUGACGAAGCGAGGACGGAGUCUGCUUCCGGCCUCUGUCAUCCAGGAAUUAUUCGCAGCCACCACCAAGGAGUCGCCGAUGUGA
This is a messenger RNA of Zasmidium cellare ATCC 36951, 504 nucleotides long. RefSeq lists its product as uncharacterized. Lineage: Eukaryota; Fungi; Ascomycota; Dothideomycetes; Mycosphaerellales; Mycosphaerellaceae. The record is from RefSeq and is a predicted model, not a curated record. Bases 1 to 504 code for a protein of 167 amino acids. The transcript has 3 exons. Gene Ontology annotation, molecular function: protein binding.